GACCACAAUAUAAUUAGCAAAUACAUACAAAACACUAAUAUUCCCCUACCGGAGGUUGAUAACCAACACAACCAACAACCUUCCAGUUGGACUUUCCGGCCACCGCCGGAGCUCGAUAUCUACGUACCAUCCAUGGAAGACGACAACAACAACGACGACACGCAAUCACCAAACGAAAACGAAACGUUCCACGAUAGCGUUGAAGGAGAUAUAAUCAUAACAAAACACGAAAAACAACAAACAACCUCGGUUGCAGCAGAAAUGAAGAAAAAGAAAAGAAAAGCAUUACUCGACUUUCGUUUACGCCUUGAAGACGCCAUAUAUAAACGUUCACUCGUCGGAGAAAAAUACAAAUCACGAAAAAACCUUAAAGAAAUCGAGCUUUGGGGGGUCCCAUUAUUACCUAGUAAAGGUUACGGAAAAACAGACGUCGUUUUAAAGAAAUUCUUGAAAGCCAAAGAUUACAACGCGCAAAAUGCGCUUGAAAUGCUUGGAAACACGCUAAUGUGGAGGGAAGAUUUUAAUAUCGAUAAACUUUUCGAUGAAAACUUUGGGGGUGAUCUUGAAAAUAUUGGUUGUAUUGAAGGGAUAGAUACAGCUGGACAUCCAUUGUGUUAUCAGUGUUAUGAAGUGUUUAAGGAUAGAGAAAUAUUAAGGAAGAGAUUAGGGACUAAAGAAUCUGUUAAUGAGUUUUUACGUUGGCGGAUUAAGUUAAUGGAAGGAUGUAUACGGAAACUUGAUUUUAAACCCGAUGGUUGUGAUUCGGUUAUACAAAUUAUUGAUGUGAAGAAUAUACCUAGACCGUUUCUGAAUGAAAUGGUUCAAGGUAGCAAGACGUAUUUUUCCAUCUUGCAGGAUCAUUAUCCCGGGAUUAUAUAUCGAUUUGUGAUUGUUAAUGUUCCUAUGUGGUUUUUCGCGUUUUAUACCUUGAAUAUGCGAUUAAUGACGAGAAGGUACAAAGUCAUGUAUGUGAAGCCAUCAGCAAUUACGGAUACUCUUCUCAAAUUCAUAAAGCCAGAACAACUUCUAGCUCAAUAUGGAGGUGUAAGAAGGCAAGGCGGAGAAUUCUCGCCGGAUGAAAAAGUUACAGAACUUAAGCUAAAAAUUUACGGAACAGAGAGCAUCGAAAUUCCUAUGACAGAGACGGGGAUGACAAUAUAUUGGGAUUUAACAGUUACCGGAAGCGAGGUAAAUUAUAAGGAAGAAUUUGUACCAGAAGAUGAAGGUUCAUAUAAUGUGUUGGUUUCAAAAGGAAAGCAAAUUGGGAGAAUGUCUUCAAACUCAUUUCAUGUAACUGAGCCUGGCAAAAUUCUCAUUACAUUUGCUAAUCCUACUUCUAAAAGUAGAAAGGUCUUUUAUAGAUACAAACUUAAACCCAUUGCCCCCAUGAAUGCUAUAUCAGUUACAGAUUAG
Messenger RNA from Erigeron canadensis, 1413 nucleotides. Its product is annotated as patellin-4-like. Gene Ontology annotation, molecular function: lipid binding. The transcript is spliced from 4 exons. The record is from RefSeq and is a predicted model, not a curated record. Bases 133 to 1413 code for a protein of 426 amino acids. Lineage: Eukaryota; Viridiplantae; Streptophyta; Magnoliopsida; Asterales; Asteraceae.